AUGGCAAAAAAUUCAAAGCCACUGCCGAAAUGGAUGUUGAAAUCCUCAAAUGAAAAGAAGGACAAAACACAAGUUAAAGAAUCUGAAACCGAAGCACCGAAACUUGGGCUGCGUCAAACAGUUUAUUUCUUAUCAGAAAAGGAACUGCUGGAUACAGCGAAAGAGUUAUUAGUACAGGCUGGAAGAGGAGAGAUAAUUACUGAUCUGGAACAAAAGAAGAAUAGGAACAGUAAAAGAAGAAAGCUGAACAUUUCUUCAAAGGAGAGACCUUCCGAUCCUAAUACCUCUUCCUCUUCCCCUUAUAAACGUGACACAGAUAGUCCUGAUAUAUUUAGUGAUUUGAGUGCUGGUAGUGAUGAUAAUCAAAACAUGACAAAUAGUGAUAAGAAAAAUCAAAGACCGAAUUUGUCUGAUACCCACAAAAAUAUUGACAGUGAACUGAAAAAACAGCAAAAUUCUGUAGAUAAAGCUAAGAAACAUAAACCUGAUUUAUCAGUUUUGGAUGAGAUUUUCUCCUGA
Molecule: messenger RNA, 519 nt
Organism: Lottia gigantea (owl limpet)
Lineage: Eukaryota; Metazoa; Mollusca; Gastropoda; Lottiidae
Exons: 3
Coding region: 1-519 (172 amino acids)
Source: RefSeq, a predicted model, not a curated record